CCACCCAACGGCACCAGCAACUGAAAAAAACAGAUCCGAAGUUUCAAAGCUCUGAAAUUCGGAAAAGAAAAAAAAUAAAAUCAGAAACCCUAACCCUACUUCUCUCCAGAGAUCUGCUCGAAUCCGCGACAAGAUGGUGCUGUUUUCGGCCGCACGCGACUACGUCGGGCGGAUGCUGCAGGAUAUCUCCGGCAUGAAGGUCCUCAUCCUCGAUUCCCAGACGGUUAGCAUUGUUAGUGUUGUAUAUUCUCAGUCACAACUACUUCAGAAGGAGGUGUUUUUGGUUGAACUGGUGGAUUCCCUGUCAAAUGAAUCCAUGGCACACCUCAAAGCAGUUUACUUUCUCCGCCCAACAUUGGAGAAUAUCCAACAUUUGCGACGCCAAAUAGCUAGUCCAAGAUUUGGAGAGUAUCACCUGUUUUUCUCUAACAUCUUGAAGACCACUCAAAUUCAAAUUCUGGCUGAUUCAGAUGAACAGGAAGUUGUCCAGCAGGUUCAGGAGUUCUAUGCAGAUUUUGUUGCCGUUGAUCCUUACCACUUCACUUUCAAUAUUAAUUCAAAUCACCUGUACAUGCUCCCAGCUAUGGUGGAUCCUUCAAGUUCACAGAAUUUUUGUGACCGAGUAGUUGAUGGUAUUGCAGCGGUUUUCUUAGCAAUGAAACGUCGACCCGUUAUUCGAUAUCAACGGACCUCUGAUAUUGCAAAAAGGAUAGCGCAGGAAGCUGCGAAGCUUAUGUAUGAGCAAGAAAGCGGUCUUUUUGAUUUCAGAAGAACAGAAAUUUCCCCAUUGUUGUUAGUAGUUGAUAGGAGGGAUGACCCUGUUACUCCAUUGCUGAAUCAGUGGACAUAUCAGGCAAUGGUCCAUGAGCUGAUAGGUAUUGAAGACAAUAAAGUGAAUUUGAGAAAUAUUGGCAAAGUUCAAAAGGAUCAGCAGGAGGUGGUCCUAUCAUCGGAACAAGAUGCAUUUUUUAAAGAUAACAUGUACAUGAAUUUUGGAGAUCUUGGGACGAAUAUUAAGCAUAUGGUGGAUGAUUUCCAGCAGCUUUCGAAGAAUAACCAGAACAUUCAGACGAUAGAAGACAUGGCCAAAUUUGUCGACAACUACCCUGAGUACCGAAAGAUGCAAGGGAACGUCUCAAAGCAUGUGACAAUGCUUACGGAAAUGAUCAAGAUCGUUGAGGAGCGGAAGCUCAUGACAGUUUCACAAACAGAACAAGAUCUAGCUUGUAAUGGGGGUCAAGCAACGGCCUUUGAGGCUGUCAAGAAGCUUCUAGACGAUGAAAGCAUUUCCGAUAUUGACCGUCUACGUCUAGUAAUGUUGUAUGCUUUGCGCUAUGAGAAGGAAAGCCCAGUUCAGCUGAUGCAGUUUUUCAACAAACUAGCUUCACGAUCUGCAAAGUACAAGCCUGGUCUCGUCCAAUUCCUCUUGAAGCAAGCAGGCAUCGAUAAACGGACUGGUGAUCUGUAUGGCAAUCGUGAUAUCCUGAAUUUUGCUCGUAACAUGGCCCUCCGUGGGCUUAAGGGAGUGGAAAAUGUCUACACCCAGCACCAGCCGCUUCUGUUCCAAACCAUGGAAAGCAUCACAAAGGGGCGGCUCAAAGAUGUGGACUAUCCGUUUGUUGGGAAUCACUUCCAGCAGGGAAGGCCUCAGGAGGUGGUGAUCUUCAUCGUGGGGGGUACAACAUAUGAGGAGGCACGCACCGUGGCCAUACAGAACGACACCAAUUCUGGCACACGUUUCAUUCUCGGUGGUUCUGUGAUUCUCAAUUCUAAAAGGUUCUUACAUGACUUGGAAGAGGCGCAGAGGAUAUGUCGGUCCAGCAAUGCAGUUUGAAUCUAGGACAUUGAUCUCUUCUGAAAGCAGCAUGGGCUUAAAAAUUCAAUGAAGGAGAUCUAACCCAGCAGUCUGGACUUCUCAAACCGCAACACGACUUCCCUGAUAGUGUUCAAGUUGUAAUUGUUCUUCCCUUUUGGUUGGGCAUCUGUUUCAUGGCCCACCCAAAUGUUUGUUGUGCAGGUGAGACAGCGGUGGAGAGAAUGUAUAUUUUUAAGGAGAAUAAUAGUAUGAGUUCCCAUGAAUGUGACUUGUGAGGUGCACAGUUAUCUGGUCGGCCCCACUUUGUAAGAUGUCAUAUACCCCAAGAGUUUUAUGGUC
Magnolia sinica is the source of this 2155-nucleotide messenger RNA. Its product is annotated as vacuolar protein sorting-associated protein 45 homolog. Gene Ontology annotation, cellular component: Golgi membrane. NCBI's taxonomy places the organism in Eukaryota, Viridiplantae, Streptophyta, Magnoliopsida, Magnoliales, Magnoliaceae. The record is from RefSeq and is a predicted model, not a curated record. The transcript is spliced from 13 exons. Bases 134 to 1834 code for a protein of 566 amino acids. Gene Ontology annotation, biological process: intracellular protein transport; vesicle-mediated transport.